AGAUUAGCCGAGCUCCGUUGAGCACCAAAGAAAGCUGCAGAUCCUGCUUUGAAAACAGUGCAAAAUUUCCAGAGCGCAAAAUGAGUCGCAGGGAAUUUUGCGAGCGGCAAACCAGAGUAGCCGCGAGUUCUGCACUGAAAUUCAGCGCGUUUUGUUUUCGAGCUGCUGGCGGGCGCUAGAAGAAAGAAGAAGUAUCAAGCGAGAGGGCGAUGCGACCACCACGACGACGCUCUAUUUAAAAACUGGCGAUUUUGCAAUUGUGUCAAAAUGUUUUGCUCAACCGACGUCUAAUGUGAGUACCUGCUGCGGACGAUUGGCGCCGAUUCUGGUUCGCGAAAGAGUGCAAAUUUUUCGGCGCGACCCUUUCGCGCUGACCUCGCGUCCCGUUGCCGCACUCGACACUUACAUGACCCGAAGAACUUUGUUCUGAUUGCGAAGCAAAGCGCCAUUUUGCCUUUCCCGAAGCGGGGUGAUUAAGUGAAAAUCCACCCACUGGCAUCUUUUCACCGCAAUUCUCGCGACCUCCGGUCUUUUGUCGAGAGCCGCGCAGCUCGAUUCUGCAAGGUGGCGCAAACGUCUGGUUCGCGUUGUCCUUUUCCGGAGGAAAACAUCGACUGUCAUGGUCCAUGUAAGAAAGACAAAGAAACUCAAGACGGCGUCUCCAAAAAAGGCGUUCAAAUUGCAGAAAAGAGACCAACGGUCUGAACGGUCGCGCAAGCAGACGCCUCCGGUCAAGAUGCCCUCGGACAGGGUUCUCCGAGCCAGAAAGGCCAACAGUUCCAUCUGUCGCCAUCUGCUUAUGGGAUUCGUGGGCCGCCCUCCUAAGAGACUUUUCACCCCGGAAAUCAAGAGGAAGUUGAAGGAUUGGCUCGUGAAAAGGAGACGCAACCCCUAUCCGACCAGGGAGGAAAAACAGGCGCUGGCCAAAGAGACUGGAUUAGAAUAUAGCCAAAUUUGCAACUGGUUUGCUAAUUGGCGCAGGAAACUGAAAAACGCAGAGGCAGCUGAGGAUCCCGCCGAGUCCGACAUUUCAAUGGACUCGGAGCCAAGGGUCACGUCCUCGUGGGGUCGCAGAAUUCUCAUUUACAAUAAUGUGGCUGCGCGAAACGCCGAGAAAAUUCCAAUUGAUUGCCAAACGGUGCUUUUGGAGGACAGUGACCAGGAGAUGGAACUUUCCUGCAGCCGACUUACAAACUACAGCGAUUCUUACAAUCCAACUGUGAUUGACCACUGCUAUUCAAUGGCACCGCUCCUGGUCAACGAGCUGGACAAAAACGGCAACUACUGCAGCAACAGUGCAAGAGAUUGGAUUUGGAGUGCUGGAGACGUGAAGAGAUCUGAUUGGCACCGCAAAAGCAACAAUACUGAAAUGGAGGACGCAGACACUCCUCAUCGGGAGGCAGAAAUCGAGGCGGCCGUCGUUUUGGCUACGCUGGGAACGGCCUAGUUUUGAAUGGCGUCGGGAGUUCAAGACAUGAUUUGAAUACUUUCAAGGCUGAUUUUACUAGAAAUUGUAUUUUUCGAACGCAAAAAUCUACACCAGAUUUUCUAUUUUUUCGGAAAAAUUUCACCUCCCUUAGAUAUAGACGUGUGCUAGCGAGUAGAAAAAUGUUCAAAUAAAGAGAAUUCGUAAUUUAUACCAGCGUUUAUGU
Messenger RNA from Neocloeon triangulifer, 1652 nucleotides. RefSeq lists its product as uncharacterized. The record is from RefSeq and is a predicted model, not a curated record. Gene Ontology annotation, biological process: muscle organ development; regulation of transcription by RNA polymerase II; cell development. The transcript is spliced from 6 exons. Bases 620 to 1447 code for a protein of 275 amino acids. Gene Ontology annotation, cellular component: nucleus. Gene Ontology annotation, molecular function: DNA-binding transcription factor activity, RNA polymerase II-specific; RNA polymerase II cis-regulatory region sequence-specific DNA binding. NCBI's taxonomy places the organism in Eukaryota, Metazoa, Arthropoda, Insecta, Ephemeroptera, Baetidae.